AUGCCUGUUCCAAGCAAACAUUCUUACACUGCAAUUCCUUCAGAACCCAAUUCCGAAAAGGAAUUCCAAACUACACGUCGCAAUGCUAAGCUGCGUCGUUUCCUUGGUUUGGCUUUACUCGUUAUCUUGGGAACCACUGCUUUAUCAGCAUUGGUUGGUAUUUCAAAGCAUAAAAAGAAACACCACAAGCGCAAUGUUAUCAUGAUGAUCAGUGAUGGUUUUGGACCUGCAUCCGAGACAUAUGCACGUCAAUAUCAUGCAUGGAGAGAAGGAUUGGAACCCAAGGAAGCACGUUUACCAUUGGAUCAUGUACACGUUGGCCAUAGCCGAACACAAAGCUCUUCUAGCUUGGUGACUGAUAGCGCAGCAGGUGCCACAGCUUUCGCAUGCGGGCUCAAGAGUUACAACGGCGCUAUCGGAGUGGAUCCCGAAAAGGUGCCAUGCGGUACUGUGCUUGAAUCGGCCAAGGUGCAUCAUGAUAUGCUUACAGCUUUGGUGGUCACUUCCCGUAUUACUCAUGCAACACCUGCUUCCUUUUCGGCUCAUGUUGAUUGGCGCGAUGAUGAGAAUACUAUUGCUGAGCAACAAAUCGGAAACAACCCAUUGGGCCGCACCGUGGAUUUGAUGUUUGGUGGUGGCUCAUGUGAGUUUUUAAGCAACACCACUCAAGAUAGCUGCAGAGCGGAUGAUCGUGAUCUUUUUACCGAGGCUCAAGAAAAGUUUGGAUGGUCUGUGAAGCGCACACGUCAAGAGUUUGAUGAAAUCCAAUCCUCUGUUGAUCUCCCAUUGAUGGCUAUCUUCUCUCCUCAGCACAUGGAUUAUGAGAUUGAUCGCAACCCCGCCGAACAACCCUCUCUCAAGGAAAUGGUCGAAAAGGCUUUGGCUAUUUUGGAUGAGCAAUCACAAAAGACCGGCAAGAACUUUUUCCUCAUGAUUGAAGGAAGCCGUAUUGAUAUGGCUGCUCACACGAAUGACCCUGCAGCCCACUUUUAUGAAAUCUACGAAUAUCAUCAGACAGCUGAAACAGUAUUGCAAUUCGCCAAGGAACACAAGGGCACUGUCGUCAUCUCCACAAGUGAUCAUGAGACUGGUGGUCUCACUGUGGGUCGUCAGGUCACUGAAGAAUACCCUGAAUACAAAUGGAACCCCGAGGUGAUCAGCAGGGUGCGUAAUUCUUCUGAAGCGUUGGCUCGUGCGUGGGAUGCUGCACAACAAAAGGAAAUCGAUGCUCUCAGCUAUCUUCGUCAAGAAAUUAUCGUCAACGGCUUGGGUAUUGAUGAUGCUACCGAGGAUGAAAUCCAAUCUUUGGUUUCUUGGAAGGACAGUGGAAAGGAUAUCACCGAUCUUGAAAACAGGCUUUCUGAUAUGGUUAGCCGUCGUGCUUUGAUUGGCUGGACUACGCAUGGUCACACAGCUGUGGAUGUCAAUCUUUAUGCUUAUGGCAAGGGCACCAAGGCACUUCGUGGUAGCCAUGAAAACAUUGAGAUUGGUGAAUUCAUUUCAGAUUAUCUAAAGUUGGAUUUGCAAGAUAUCACCUCGAGAUUGAACGCAGAUCAACCAUUUGCAGCUGCCAGCAAGGAGGAAUUGCCUAGAGUAUCCAACCAUCAGCUCCACUAUGAUUAA
Messenger RNA from Lichtheimia ornata, 1623 nucleotides. RefSeq lists its product as uncharacterized. Gene Ontology annotation, cellular component: fungal-type vacuole membrane. The record is from RefSeq and is a predicted model, not a curated record. The transcript is spliced from 10 exons. Gene Ontology annotation, molecular function: alkaline phosphatase activity. Bases 1 to 1623 code for a protein of 540 amino acids. NCBI's taxonomy places the organism in Eukaryota, Fungi, Mucoromycota, Mucoromycetes, Mucorales, Lichtheimiaceae. Gene Ontology annotation, biological process: dephosphorylation.